Marchantia polymorpha subsp. ruderalis is the source of this 154-nucleotide messenger RNA. The record is from the annotation of a GenBank genome assembly. NCBI's taxonomy places the organism in Eukaryota, Viridiplantae, Streptophyta, Marchantiopsida, Marchantiales, Marchantiaceae.
AUGGUUGAGAAAAAAAUUGUCAAGAAAAUUCGAUUUGGUGACAGCACGAAUACGGUAGUGUGGAAAAAAAUUCAAAUUUGGAUCUUGACAUGUUGGUGUUUUUUAACGGUAGGCAUAUUGCUAGGAAGUUGGUGAGCUUAUCAUAAAAUAGGCU